AAUCAUUGAAAAUAUCGCCUUUUAUUUUGAAUGUUUAAACUUUAAACCAAACUCCUCAUCAGUCAUCAGCUUUCCACCAAAAGCCCAAAACAGAAUUUGGAAAAAAAAUCCCCAAAUCAUAAAAUCUAUUUAUAUAUAUAUAUUUCUUUUUCUUUCGCGCACUACAAAUCGGUUUCGAAUUUUUCUCUGUUCUCCUUCGCCGCCGUCUUCGUCCUCAAAUUACAAUUACGCCGUCGCUGUUCUCCGAUAAGUCGAUCGAGGAAGCUCCUUGAGAAACCACGUGGUUUUGACUCGGUCACAAAUGGCGGAAUCGAGUCGAAACGGCGGCGCUUCAGCAUUCUUAUCGGAAACCGGGAUUCCGACCAGUUUGAACCGGAUAAAGACGCGGCGGGUCGACGCCAGCUCGGUGGUUGAAGAUUCUGACCACUUCAAUGACUCGCCCGGCGGCGAAAUUCCAAUCGCGGGAGCUCACGUGAAGCCGAAGCUCAAGGCUCCGACGAAGGGAGAUGUGAAAUUCGGCCGCGCUAAAGAAGGAUUUCGCAAAGGGAGGAAGAUAGCACGGUGGUUUACAUCUCCUUUUAAGGAUUCUGAUCAAGAUUUACGUAAUUACCCAAGCACCAAGCCUACUGCUUUGGAGUGUAACCGCUGUGAAAAGGACACUCGAAGAAAAGUUCGCAAGAUGCGGAAGAAUUUAACUGGGGAUCCACCAAAAGUCAUACCUGCUUAUAAGGUCUCCAAAAAUAUAAAAAGUUUUUCACAUGAAUUGGGUCCGAAGGGUGGCAUUCAACCUGCCCAUCCAAGGGCGCACAGCUUUAAUGAUUUGAAGGAGCUCAUGGGAUCACUACGUUCGAGAUUUGAUGCUGCUAAAGAAGUUGUAGACAUAGAACUUCGUUGUUUUUCACAGGAGAUACUGGACGUUUUGCAGAAAGAUUAUACCCUGAGACCAGAUAUAUGUAUAAUGGCAGAGGAACUUUUACUUCUUGUCCAGCAAUGUAUUUCCAUGUCUUCCUUAGACUUCAGAAUAAAAUGUGAAACAAUUGUCCAGGACUUGACUGUAAAGAGACAGAAAUGUGAAGCAGGAUUGUUGAAAGUAUUACUCACACGCAUGCUUUUCAUUUUGACUCGAUGUACAAGAUUGCUGCAUUUUGAGAAGGAUAAUGGCCGUGUGAAUGAGCAGUCACUGGACAAAUUCAGAGAAUGUUUGAAAAGGAUUCCGUCAGUUGACAGGAAUUGGGUUGUGAAUAAGGGCUUUGCAGAUUCUGACGUAGGUUUUGUUAUAGAACAAGGUAAUGCCAAGGAACAGUUUCAAGGAAAAUACCAUACAGGUGUUCCUUUCCAGGCGAAUGAGAGCAGGUUCAAGGAGCCUGCCGAGAAGCAGGACGAAGAAAUCAGAAAGAAUCAGAUGUCUAUUGAACAAAAAAGAUCUCAAAAUGCAUUUACUGAUGUUUCAUAUCCUGAGCAAUCUGAUAGAACUGAUGACAUGCUUCAGAUGGAGUCCGCAAACAGAGAGAAAGAGAACUAUUCAGAUGAUUCAAAUUUGGUUAUUUGCCGGAUAUGUGAAGAAUUUGUUCCUGCUGUUCACUUGGAGCCACAUUCCUAUAUAUGUGCGUUUGCAGACAAAUGGGUUUCCAAUCAUCUGGAUGUGAAUGAUCGCCUCUUGAAGCUUUCGGAGUUAUUGGAGCACUUGUUGGAGUUGCGCAAUUCAGGGAAUCAUGAAACCUACAUGAACCCUCAGAAUUUGAGAACGCGGCCCAGUAACUCUACCCUGACAGCAGAAACUCACUCACCAAAGAGCAAUGAGUGGCGAAGUAAGGGAAUGGAUGGAAUGUUGGAGGAUCUACAUGAGAUGGACACUGCCUGCAUUGACGACUCUCAUCUUGCACACUUGGUGAGCUUGAAAAGCCACUUGCUGAGCAAGGUAAAUCAAUAUGGUUCACCAUCUUCAAAUGGGAGCAUGACGUCCACAUCAUCCACAAAUAGCCCUCGGGAAAAUAUCGACAUCUUUUGGUUGGAUCAAAGUAAUUUGUCGGAACAAGAAGACAUGCAGCAGGUGUGUCUUCCUUGCCCUUGGAUUCGUUAUGUGGUAGCAUAUUGUGGGAGUAUACUGGAUAGUUUAAGCGAUGAAAUGCAUGACCUUGCUGAUAUUGCUGGAUGCGUGGCAGGGACUGAUCUUUCUAAAGAAGGGUCCAGUGAGUUUUUGCUUGCCUGCAUGCACGACUUGAAAGAGGUUUUACAACAUAGCAAGUACAGUGCUCUUCUAGUAGAUACUUUUGGUGGCCGAAUAGAAAGCCUUGUGAGGGAGAAAUAUAUACUCGCUUGUAAUCAAGUGGAUACAAUUGAUGAUGCUGGACAUCCAGAAAGUGCAAGAACUUUGCUGGAUAGUGCAUCUCAGAGUAGUACAACAUCAACACCUUCACAUCCUGCACAUAAAGAGCGUACAAGCAUUGACGAUUUUGACAUUAUAAAACCCAUCAGCAGGGGAGCCUAUGGAAAAGUCUUUCUGGCUAGAAAGCGGAUUACAGGAGAUCUGUUUGCCAUUAAGGUGCUCAAAAAAUUGGAUAUGUUACGGAAGAAUGAUAUUGAUCGCAUAUUGGCCGAGCGUAAUAUAUUAAUCACAGUGCGAAACCCUUUUGUGGUUCGGUUUUUUUACUCAUUUACCAGCAGAGAUAACCUUUAUUUGGUCAUGGAAUAUCUCAAUGGUGGAGAUUUAUACUCUUUGCUAAAAAUGAUUGGUUGCCUUGAAGAAGAUGUUGCUCGUACCUACAUUGCUGAACUGCUUACUGACUUUGGAUUGUCGAAAAUUGGCCUGAUGAAUUGCACUAAUGAGCUAUCCUCGCGAGAGACGAAUAAAAACGACAAUUUUGAUAUAAAUGGUCAACACAGCGCAGACAAAUUGGACGGUGAUGAGUCAGCUGUUGGUACCCCUGACUACUUGGCACCUGAAAUUCUUCUUGGAACAGAACAUGGUUUUGCUGCAGAUUGGUGGUCAGUAGGAAUCAUCUUGUUUGAAUUUAUAAGUGGAAUCCCUCCUUUCAAUGCUGAUCAUCCAGAGAAUAUCUUCGACAACAUUCUAAACAGAAAAAUUCCCUGGCCAUCAGUUCCUGAUGAGAUGUCUUGUGAGGCUCAAGAUUUGAUUGACAGGCUUCUUGUUCACAACCCAGAUGAGCGGCUAGGAGCAAAAGGAGCAUCCGAGGUAAAAGCACAUUCCUUUUUCUCAGGAGUGGACUGGGAUAAUCUUACCUUACAGAAGGCUGCAUUUGUACCACAGCCAGAGCGUAUGGAUGAUACUAGUUACUUUGUAUCUCGAUAUAAUUCCAAUGGAACUGAAGUUGAUCAAAGUUCUAUGGAUUCAGAUUCUGACAGCGUAGAAUUGCAAACACAUACUGGAGGAGAGAAGAUGGACGAAUGCGGUGAUCUUGCCCAAUUCGAUUCCUCACCGCUUGAUCUCUCUUUGAUGAAUUUCUCUUUCAAGAAUUUGUCUCAGCUGGCGUCAAUUAAUCAGGAUGUGCUGUUGCAGAGUGUGAAGGAAACACUAAAGUGCUCUUCCCCAUGCAAAGGCCCGAACCCGACCCGGCCUUGAAACUACCCUUUACCAUUACAGAAGCAGCUGAAAAUUGUACACAUACAUAUACAAAUUACUUAGGCUACAAGCAAACAAGUAGAGAGAGAGAUACAAAAAUUGGUACGAGUUUUAGGUGGCAUUUUUACUGCUUCAGGAAAACAGACUUAUUUUAUUAAAAUAAUAUAUUUUUCAUCAUAUCAUCUCGUGAUAUAUUAUUCGGCCUAGCUGGAUAUGAAGCAGAGUACACAUAUUUGAUAUUUCCAAGCAAUCUACAUUCCAUUACCUCCCCAUUAACAGCCUACUUUGAUGUCUGUUGGCUUUUGUGGUGCCUCCUUUGCUGGAAUUUAAAUACUGUAACGACAAUUGUACCG
Molecule: messenger RNA, 3933 nt
Organism: Striga asiatica
Lineage: Eukaryota; Viridiplantae; Streptophyta; Magnoliopsida; Lamiales; Orobanchaceae
Source: the annotation of a GenBank genome assembly